UUUCUUUCCAUGCUUCUCUUUUGCAGGUAGAGACAUCUCAAUGGGUGAGGCCCACUGAUCCAGUCGUCCCGACACCAUCCCUCCCCCCGUAGCCCUUCCUCUGUUCUCAGCAACGGGCCCCCACCCCUCCACCCUCCUCCACUUCAGUCAACAUGACCUCCACAAGUAAACUUCUGGGUCUGGCCGAGAUGGGGCUGAAGUGUGACCAAGAGAUAGAGAGAAGAUAUGAGAUUGUGCCCUCGGUGGUCUGCUCCAUGUGCUGCCUCUUUGGGAUCAUUUACUGCUUCUUUGGCUAUCGAUGCUUCAAGGCCGUGCUGUUCCUCACAGGCCUCAUGUUCGGCUCCGUGGUCAUCUUCAUGCUGUGCUACAAGGAGCGGGUGAUGGACACGCAGCUCAGCGUCGAAGCGUCGGUGGGCAUCGGCCUCGGCAUAGGGACCCUGUGUGGCCUCGUGACCAUGUUGGUCCGCAGCGUGGGACUGUUUAUGGUGGGCCUGCUGCUGGGCCUGCUGGUCGGAGUGGCUUCACUGGUGGUGAUGGAGGAGUUCUACCAUCCAAAAACCGUGUGGGUUCCCCUGGGUAUCCUCCUGGGCUCUGGGACUUUAUUUGCCGUCCUCACUCUUCAGUGGCAGCGCUGCUUCGUCACCCUCUCCACAGCCACAUUUGGCUCUGCCAUCAUCACCGUCACUGUGGAUUACUUUAUAGAGCUGUUUGCUUUGGUACACUACAUCUACGAGAGGCUCAGGGUGGCGCCUAAGAGGCCGGUGUGCUGGUUUACCUGGGUCAUCUUGGGUGUGUGGCCCGUCCUGGCUUUACUUGGAGUUCUGAUCCAAUGGAAAGUCACUGCAGAGGGAUUUUCCCACACAGAGGUUGUUUUAAGCCGCCAACAACGGAGGGUCCAGCUCAUGCGGAUCCGACAGCGGGAAGACAGGCUGAAAAAGGAGAAGGAGAACAAGAAGAAGAAGAAACGGCAGACCCAGAAGACCACCCAUACCAAGAAAGCCCAUACCCAUCAUCAUCACAACAACCACCACCAGCAGUACCAUCACCCGGCAGCAUCCCACCCUCACCACCAAACCCAGAGCUCUCAGCCUCCUAAAGUCCCUCCUCCUCAGACUGAACCUGGCUACCACCGAAAGUCCAACCCUAAGAGACGCUUCGAUGGAGACGUACUGUCACCGAGCUAUAUCAGGAGCUUCAGGGACAGACAAACGGACAGACGAGCUUACUCCCAUAGUCGAAUGAUGAGCCGCACCCGGAUGGGUGAACUCGACUACGACUGCGGCUCUCAAGUGCCCCUCACAGCCCCAGGUGGACCCCCGGUCCGCAUCUGAAACAGAAAAAUACACAAAUGCGGACCCAAUGACACUCACAAAAUCAACCAAGACUAAUUAAAAAGCUCUU
Messenger RNA from Labrus mixtus (cuckoo wrasse), 1401 nucleotides. RefSeq names its product transmembrane protein 198a (gene tmem198aa). The coding region runs from base 153 to 1331 and encodes 392 amino acids. Gene Ontology annotation, cellular component: cytoplasmic vesicle; plasma membrane. Gene Ontology annotation, biological process: positive regulation of canonical Wnt signaling pathway. The transcript is spliced from 6 exons. NCBI's taxonomy places the organism in Eukaryota, Metazoa, Chordata, Actinopteri, Labriformes, Labridae. The record is from RefSeq and is a predicted model, not a curated record.